Molecule: messenger RNA, 1164 nt
Organism: Paramuricea clavata
Lineage: Eukaryota; Metazoa; Cnidaria; Anthozoa; Malacalcyonacea; Plexauridae
Source: the annotation of a GenBank genome assembly
AUGUCGUAGGCACCAGGCAAGACCGUUCAGUCCACAACCAACGCCAGAUUUACCCAAAAUCAGAGUCGAUGACGCUCCACCAUUCGCGAACACUGGAUUAGAUUUUUGGGUCCGUUGUAUAUUACCGAAAAGAACGCAACGAAAGGGACUUCAUCCUCCAAGGUUCAUGUCUGUUUAUUUACAUGUGCCGCAACUCGGGCAGUACACCUUGAAUUGACUCGAGCUCUUAGUACUCAAGCAUUCCGGCUGAGUUUUCGACGUUUCGUGAGCCGGCGGGGUUUACCUUCGGUUUUGAUAUCCGACAACGCGACGACGUUCAAAUCUGCGUCCAAGGACGUGGAACGGAUUUGUAGAUCCAAGGAAGUUCAGGACUUUCUCGUAGGUCGAGGCGUGACAUGGCAAUAUAUCGUGGAAAGAGCCCCUUGGUGGGGUGGUUUUUGGGAACGACUCGUGCGAAGUGUUAGGAUUGUUCUCAAGAAAAUCCUGGGGCGAACGACUCUCGAUUAUGACAAACUGUUAACUGUGCUUAUAGAAAUUGAAGGAAUAAUAAACGCACGGCCAAUAACUUACGUUUACGACGACGAAGAAUCGGUUUCCUAUGCGCUCUCACCGUCGCAAUUAAUUAACGGACGACGUAUUUGUUCAAGACCAAACAGCCAACAUUACGAGAUCGUUAGCACAAACGCAUCGUUAACCAAAAGAGCCAGGCGUCACAAGCAGAUCUUGUGUCAGUUUACAACGCGUUGGCGAAAGGAAUAUUUGAGGAAUUUACGCGAGAUUGCACAAGUGAACGGGCUACGUCAAAAAACGGAACAGCUUAAGGAAGGCGAUAUCGUUAUAGUUAAGAAUGACAAAACGAACAGGAAUUUCUGGCGACUCGGAAAGAUGGAGGAACUCAUAUCAGGCGAUGAUGGAAUGGUUCGUGCGGCCAAGGUCAGGGUUAGUAACGAGAACGGAAAAUCGGACAUGUUAAGAAGGUCUAUUCAACAUCUAGUGCCUCUCGAAGUUAGUCAAGAUUCCAACGUAGACGAGAUCAAACGGAACCAAAAUGAGAAAUUGGCGGUUGUGGAAGAUUCAAGAGAAAACCGCGGUCGACCUCAACGUGCAGCAGCGAUUGCCAAUGAACUUUUAAGAGGAGAACUCUUGAAGAAUAAGUUACUUUAA